This is a messenger RNA of Balaenoptera musculus (blue whale), 2210 nucleotides long. It is a transcript of the gene ENTPD8, whose product is annotated as ectonucleoside triphosphate diphosphohydrolase 8. Gene Ontology annotation, biological process: nucleoside diphosphate catabolic process. The transcript has 9 exons. Bases 257 to 2203 code for a protein of 648 amino acids. Gene Ontology annotation, molecular function: GDP phosphatase activity; UDP phosphatase activity. The record is from RefSeq and is a predicted model, not a curated record. NCBI's taxonomy places the organism in Eukaryota, Metazoa, Chordata, Mammalia, Artiodactyla, Balaenopteridae. Gene Ontology annotation, cellular component: plasma membrane.
GCGGGGUCGGAGGGCAAAGUCUGAGCAGCCCCCGGAGGGGACCACCCUGGGCGGGGCUGGUGACCCCAGGAGGAGGCAGGCAGCAGCGGCUGUCGCCUGCCUGACAGCAGACCCGGGCUCAGGGGAGCGGUGACCGGCGGCGGGGGGCGGGCAGAGGCGGGCCGGCACCUGGCCGGUGCCUGAGAGUCGACAGCCGGGCCGGCUUCCACGUCGCUGCGGCCGUUCACCCACCAGCCCAGGUGCCAGUCCCGCCCCCAUGGGGCUGACAUGGAAGGAACGGGUCUUCACAGCCCUGCUGGGGGCUGCAGCGGUCUCAGGCCUCACCACGCUCAUUCUCUUCCUGGUGGAGGCCACCAACGUCCUCCUGCCCGCAGACACCAAGUUCGGGAUCGUGUUCGACGCUGGGUCCUCCCACACAUCACUCUUCGUGUAUCAGUGGCUGGCAAACAAGGAGAAUGACACAGGUGUGGUCAGCCAGGCCCUGGCCUGCCAGGCGAAAGGGCCUGGCAUCUCUUCCUACGCCUCCGACCCUGCACAGGCUGGCGAGAGCCUGCAGGGCUGCCUGGAGGAGGCGCUGGCACUGAUCCCAAAGGCCAAGCAUCAGCAAACGCCCAUGUUCCUGGGGGCCACGGCUGGCAUGAGGCUGCUCAGCCAGAAGAACAGCUCUCAGGCGGAGGACGUCUUCGCAGCAGUCAACCGGGUCCUGAGCCGGUCUCCCGUGGACUUCUGGGGCGCUGAGCUCCUGGCUGGGCAGGACGAAGGGGCCUUAGGUUGGGUCACCAUCAACUACGUCCUGGGCCUGCUGGUGAAGUACUCCUUCUCCGGAGAAUGGAUCCGGCCUCUGGAAGGGACGUUGGUGGGCGCCCUGGACAUGGGUGGCGCCUCCACCCAGAUCACCUUUGUGCCUGGAGGCCCCAUCCUGGACAAGACCACCCAGGCCACCUUCCGCCUCUAUGGCACAGAACACAGUGUCUACACCCACAGCUACCUCUGCUUCGGGCGCGACCAGAUGCUGAACCGGCUCCUGGCCGGGCUGGUGCAGAGCAGCCCGGGCCUCCUGGUGCGUCACCCCUGCUACCACAGCGGCUACCGGGGCACGCUGGCCCUGGCCGCCCUGUACGGGUCGCCCUGCGUCCAGGCCGCAGCCCCCCGAGACCUCGGCCAGAACCUCACUGUGGAGGGGACGGGGAACCCCGGGGCCUGUGUCGCCGCCAUCCGGGGUCUCUUCAACUUCUCCAGCUGCGACGGCCGAGGAGACUGCGCCUUCGACGGGGUCUACCAGCCCCCCGUGCGGGGCCAUUUCUACGCCUUCUCCAACUUCUACCACACGUUCCACUUCCUGAACCUCACCUCCAGGCCGCCGCUGGCCACGGCCAACGCCACUGUCUGGGAGUUCUGCCAGAGGCCCUGGAAGCUGGUGGGUGGAUGUGGGCCGCCCGCCCCCCAGCCGGGCCCCAGCUCCCCGGGCUGCAGACUCCACCAAGCAGGGACCCCGUCCCGGGCAGUGCGGCCGGGGCGCUGGGGGGCUCCAGGCAGGAGACUCAGGGUCACGUCUCCGAGGGGGACCAGCCGUGGGGACCCAGGAGGUGAGGCCUCACGGGGCUCCUGGCCUCCCGGGCCCCCAGGUGGAGGCGAGCUCGCCCGGGCAGGGCCGCCGGCUGCGCGACUACUGUGCCUCCGGCCUGUACGUCCUCACGCUCCUGCUGGAGGGCUACGGGUUCAGCCAGGAGACCUGGGGCGGCAUCGAGUUCCGCAAGCAGGCCGGUGGCACCGACAUCGGCUGGACGCUCGGCUACAUGCUGAACCUGACCAGCUUGAUCCCAGUCGAGGCGCCCGCCCAGUGGCGGGCACAGAGCUAUGGCGUCUGGGUGGCCGGAGUCGUCUUUUUGGUGCUGACCCUCACGGCCAUUCUCGGGGCCACUGCGGUGCAGCUCUGGCGCCGGGACUAGGCCGGCUGCCAGCUGGUGCUGGACGGCAGAGGCCUGAGCUGGCCGGAGCCUUCCUGAACCCCGACCCCCAAGGCUUGCCCUGCGGGCUCUGGCCCCAUGGUCACAUGGCCCCCCUUUGCCCUUGGGGUCAUUCUGGCCACGGAGGCUGUGCCGUGGCCCCGACCGUGGCCUUCCGGUCCCAGCGCCCCAGCGUGUUUCCCAUGUUGCACGAAGGCUGGGCCAUCGCGACCCCUGCAGCCCUCAGGGCUGUGUGACUGCAGA